Arctia plantaginis is the source of this 438-nucleotide messenger RNA. The record is from the annotation of a GenBank genome assembly. NCBI's taxonomy places the organism in Eukaryota, Metazoa, Arthropoda, Insecta, Lepidoptera, Erebidae.
AUGGCAGUUGCUUACGAAGCUUGGAGAGCAAAGGUACACGUCCGGCAACACUUAAAAACCCCGACGACCACCACAGCGUGUCUCAUGAAGAAGAAUCGAGAAUGCAAGAUUUGCUGCAGUUCGUACAGGAAAAAAGAGGAGAAGAAGAAGAAAAAGAAACAAUGCCCGUGUCCCUGCACCACCCCUUGCGAGUCGAGUAUGCCUGCGGCGUGCAAACGGGUGAAGAAUUUGGGGGACGACUGUUGCCGCUGCUGCGUAGCUCUCUGCCAGUAUAUCGGAGAGUAUGUCAAGUUUUUUAUCGCUCUGAUAUGUUUGAAGAACCCCCAUCCCAAGUUCUGUUGUCGUUUGUGUAAUUUGAUACGCGCCACCGCCAUUGUGUGGCAGGAUGGCUGCGAUAUAAUUCGGUCCGUGAUACACUGUCUUCUUGGAAUGCAUUAA